AUGCUUCCUGCCGAGUCAGUGCUGUCCGAGCCAGUCGCAGCGCCGGACGAAAUACAGACGCCGCCCGACCCAACUCCAGCCGGGCUCGACACACGCACCACACCGCUGCUACUCGAGCCUUCCCCGCUACCCAACGCCAGUGACGCACCACUUCCCGACGCACUCGCGCCACCGGACAUCGUUUCGUCGCCUCCCGUCGCACCAGCACCACCAGCUACAGCAAGCGAGCCACCCACGUCGUCGGAGCUGCCACCGCCCAACACACGCACAGACCCACCAGCACCUGCAGCCUCGCCGCUAGACACAAUCACCGACCCACUCAACUGCGCAAGCAACGCGCCAGAACCGAUCGCAACAGAGCCAGACGAGCCCGCAUCGACCGACUCACUCCUUAACGUCACCGAGCCGCUCUCCGUCGUUACGCCACGCCACCCACCACAGACACCGCAGAGCCUUCUCCGAGCAAGGAAGCACCACCUGACACAUCGAUUGAUUCAGCACUAG
Phytophthora infestans T30-4 is the source of this 504-nucleotide messenger RNA. RefSeq lists its product as uncharacterized. The coding region runs from base 1 to 504 and encodes 167 amino acids. The transcript has 3 exons. The record is from RefSeq and is a predicted model, not a curated record. NCBI's taxonomy places the organism in Eukaryota, Oomycota, Peronosporomycetes, Peronosporales, Peronosporaceae.